Messenger RNA from Syngnathoides biaculeatus (alligator pipefish), 1291 nucleotides. It is a transcript of the gene gtf2f2a, whose product is annotated as general transcription factor IIF, polypeptide 2a. Gene Ontology annotation, biological process: transcription initiation at RNA polymerase II promoter; transcription by RNA polymerase II. The transcript has 9 exons. Gene Ontology annotation, cellular component: transcription factor TFIIF complex. Lineage: Eukaryota; Metazoa; Chordata; Actinopteri; Syngnathiformes; Syngnathidae. The record is from RefSeq and is a predicted model, not a curated record. Bases 153 to 968 code for a protein of 271 amino acids.
GACUGUCAAGACGGUAUGUGGGUGGAUUUUUUUCUUCCUUUCUUGAUGUUGGAAUAUUUUUGUCCCUUCUAAGUCACUGUAAGCACGUGUUAUACUGCGCACGCGCACGGCCCUUUGAACAAAUAGCUUGAAUAUUUUCUAAUAAAACAAUUAUGUCAGAGAAGGCUGGAGACGUUGAUUUGACCGGUGCUAAACUUAAUACGGGAGUCUGGCUUGUAAAGGUGCCCAAGUACCUCUCUCAGCAAUGGGCAAAAGCCACAGGAAGAGGCGAAGUUGGCAAACUCAGAAUCUCCAAGAAAGGAAACCAAGGCAAACCAGAGGUGUCUUUUACAUUAAAUGAAGAAUUGACUGUGAUUGACGGUCUAGAAGACAAGACAGUGUCCGCUCCUCGGGAACACCCGUUGACAAUGCAGACGGUUGGAGGUCAGACAUUGGCCGUAUUCACAGAGACGUCAUCGGGCCAGUCAGAAGAGAGAUCUGAUGGUGGCAGCUCAGGUUCGGGGGCAGGGGCUGGUACAGAUAAAAUUGCCUUAGAGGGGGUGGUGGUGCAGAGAGCAGAUUGCCGGCCGGCUGUUAGUGACAGCUAUAUGAAGCUGAAGAGGUUACAAAUUGAAGAGUCCACCAAGCCGAUCCGACUGUCACAGCAGUUGACCAAAGCAGUCACCAACAACUACAAACCUGUGGCGAACCAUGCGUAUAACUUGGAGUAUGAAAGGAAAAAGAAGGAAGAGGGCAAGAGAGCUCGAGCGGACAAACAGCAGGUGUUGGACAUGCUGUUUUCGGCAUUUGAGAAGCACCAGUACUACAACAUCAAAGAUCUGGUGGACAUUACGAAACAGCCCGUGAUUUAUUUGAAAGAAAUCCUGCGAGACAUUGGAAUCUACAAUGUUAAGGGAACACAUAAGAGCACCUGGGAGCUAAAGCCCGAGUAUCGACAUUAUCAAGAUGAGGAAAAAACAGAUGAAUAGGACAAGUUGUUUGGCUGGAUGAAGUUUUUGGCCAUCACUGAGUCUUGUCACAAACACAGUGGUUGGUGAAACCACAAGAUUUUUUGGAGGAUGGGUUGAGUUCACUGGAAGUUGCUUGAGGUUUCUCUCAAGUGUGCAUGCUUAAAACAUCUACAUGCCCAUUCUUCUGUUUGUUGUUUCAUGUUGAAAGUCAAGAUUUUAUUGUAAUGUUUAGAAAAAGGCGUAUUGACUGUUUUUUUUAGUUUCUUCAACUAUUGUUGAAAUUGUAUAUUUUUACUAACUUUCAAUGUCAAAACUGCAAUAAAUUCUUUUAUAUUGCAUUA